Molecule: messenger RNA, 648 nt
Organism: Scedosporium apiospermum
Lineage: Eukaryota; Fungi; Ascomycota; Sordariomycetes; Microascales; Microascaceae
Exons: 3
Coding region: 1-648 (215 amino acids)
Biological process (GO): protein retention in ER lumen; endoplasmic reticulum to Golgi vesicle-mediated transport
Cellular component (GO): cis-Golgi network; membrane; endoplasmic reticulum
Molecular function (GO): ER lumen protein retrieval receptor activity
Source: RefSeq, a predicted model, not a curated record
AUGUCGCUCAACCUCUUCCGAGUCCUGGGCGACUUGUCCCAUCUCGUCUCUAUUUUGAUUCUCCUUCAUAAGAUGACCCAGUCCAAGAGCUGCUCGGGUAUCAGCUUUAAGUCACAAGCUCUUUACUUCCUUGUAUAUAUUACAAGAUAUCUUGAUCUGUUCUGGACGAGAUCCCCAUACAACUUCAUCUUCAAGAUCCUCUUCAUCACAUCCCAGGGCUACACGCUCUACUUGAUGACCACGACAUACAAGCCGACCAACGAUCCUAGUACCGACACGUUCCGAGUCCAAUACCUGCUUGCCGGCGCCGCCAUCCUCGCCGUCCUCUUCCCCUACUAUUACACUGUCAUGGAGAUUCUCUGGGCCUUCUCCAUCUGGCUCGAGUCCGUCGCCAUUCUGCCCCAGUUAUUCAUGCUCCAGCGAACCGGCGAGGCCGAGACCAUCACGACGCAUUACCUCUUCGCGCUCGGUAUCUACCGCGCCCUCUAUAUCCCCAACUGGAUCUACCGCUACGUCACCGAACCCGACCGAAACAUAGAUUGGAUCGCCGUGGUUGCUGGUAUCAUUCAGACCAUCCUCUACAGCGACUUCUUCUGGAUCUACUACAAGAAGGUUCUCAAGGGGGCUAAGUUCAAGCUUCCCGUUUAA